Molecule: messenger RNA, 1004 nt
Organism: Vigna radiata var. radiata (mung bean)
Lineage: Eukaryota; Viridiplantae; Streptophyta; Magnoliopsida; Fabales; Fabaceae
Product: nodulin-26
Exons: 5
Coding region: 59-877 (272 amino acids)
Biological process (GO): transmembrane transport
Cellular component (GO): membrane
Molecular function (GO): channel activity
Source: RefSeq, a predicted model, not a curated record
UAAGUACACGAGAGUGUCUAAUUCUGUUCCCAAGUAGUUCCCUUGUUCACUGUCUCCGAUGGCUGAUUAUUCAGGAGGAUCUGAAACACACGAGGUAGUUGUCAAUGUAACCAAGGACACCCCAAAAACAGUGGAACGCUCCGAUUCCUUUGUCUCUGUUCCUUUCUUGCAGAAGUUGAUAGCUGAGGUGGUGGGCACAUAUUUCUUGAUAUUCGCAGGAUGUGCUUCGAUUGUGGUGAACAAGAACAAUUCCAACGUGGUAACACUUCCUGGGAUAGCAAUUGUUUGGGGGCUGGUUGUGACAGUGCUGGUUUACUCUGUUGGUCAUAUCUCUGGUGCUCAUUUCAACCCUGCUGUCACCAUUGCCUUUGCUUCCACCAAAAGGUUUCCCUUGACGCAGGUACCAGCUUAUGUUGCAGCUCAACUGCUAGGAGGCACACUUGCAAGUGGAACUCUGAAGCUGUUGUUUAUGGGAAAGCAUGACCAGUUUUCAGGAACACUUCCAACUGGAACUGAUCUGCAAGCUUUUGUGUUUGAAUUCAUAACCACAUUUCUCCUUAUGUUUGUCAUAUCAGGGGUUGCCACUGAUAACAGAGCGAUUGGUGAGUUGGCUGGGAUUGCAAUAGGGUCUACAAUACUGCUGAACGUGAUGAUUGGAGGGCCAGUGACAGGAGCAUCAAUGAACCCUGUGAGAAGCCUUGGACCUGCUUUUGUGCACUCAGAAUACAGAGGAAUAUGGAUAUUCAUUUUGGCACCAAUUCUUGGAGCUGUGGCUGGAGCAUGGGUCUACAAUAUCAUUAGGUACACAGAUAAGCCACUGCGUGAGAUCACCAAGAGUGCCUCUUUUCUCAACGGACGUAAUGCUGGCACCAAAUAGUUUAACCAAAUGCAGAUGUUGUAAUCUUUUCAUCACCUCUAAUUCUGCCAUGAAUCAAUAACUUUUUUCAUGUAAUUUGUCUUUGUUGAAGUAAUAUUCCAAUAUAAGUACAAAAGAUUUGCAUAAA